Poecilia latipinna (sailfin molly) is the source of this 3976-nucleotide messenger RNA. RefSeq names its product glutamate receptor, metabotropic 1a (gene grm1a). Gene Ontology annotation, molecular function: G protein-coupled receptor activity. Gene Ontology annotation, cellular component: membrane. NCBI's taxonomy places the organism in Eukaryota, Metazoa, Chordata, Actinopteri, Cyprinodontiformes, Poeciliidae. Gene Ontology annotation, biological process: G protein-coupled receptor signaling pathway. The transcript has 9 exons. Bases 345 to 3830 code for a protein of 1161 amino acids. The record is from RefSeq and is a predicted model, not a curated record.
UGCGUGGAGCUGUGCGAUUGUGUGACCAGACACGUUCUGCUUCGUGGUUAAAGAUUAUUAAGCCAACUGGUGUGAUAAUAUAUCAUUGAUAAUCCUGACUUCAUUCGGUGAUUGAGAGAGACUUCUCGAGAAAAAGAAAAGAAAAUCCACGAUCUAUGACAAAUAAGAAAACAGUCGAGGGAGGGAAGGUAUUUUGUGCUUCUGUUCGUGCUAAAAUAAAGGUGCCUACGGAUACACUCCAAGGAACAAUCCCACAGGUAAUGGCUGGGAUAAGCGUGGAAGCCCUGACAGACAGCAGAUAAUAUGCCAUCGCAGUCGGCACGGCUCACGCUCUGUGGCACGACAUGGCACGCGUAAAGAUGAGUUUUUUCGCUCUCCUGUGUCUCCCCGCAUGCCUCGUGAUCACCCACAGCAGCGGCAGCAUCCACGAGAGAUCGGUGGUGCCCCGCGCCGCGUCCCGUUCCGUGGCUCGCAUGGACGGGGACGUGAUCAUCGGCGCGCUCUUCUCUGUCCACCACCAGCCGUCUGCCGAGAAGGUGGCCGAGCGGAAGUGCGGGGACGUCCGGGAGCAAUACGGUAUCCAGCGGGUGGAGGCCAUGUUCCACACGCUUGACCGCAUCAACGCCGACCAGCACCUGCUCCCCAACAUCAGCCUCGGCUGUGAGAUCCGGGACUCCUGCUGGCACUCCUCUGUUGCCUUGGAGCAGAGCAUUGAGUUUAUACGGGACUCUCUCAUCUCGAUUCGGGAUGAUAAGGACGGUUCCAAAUGGUGCAUCGACGGAACCCCGUCCAACCAGCCACCGCCUUCAAAGAAACCCAUAGCAGGAGUAAUCGGCCCCGGAUCCAGCUCUGUGGCCAUUCAAGUGCAAAACCUUUUACAGUUAUUCAAUAUUCCACAGAUUGCCUACUCUGCCACAAGCAUCGACCUGAGUGACAAGACUUUGUUCAAGUACUUCCUAAGGGUCGUUCCUUCAGACACUCUGCAGGCCCGGGCCAUGCUGGACAUAGUCAAGCUUCACAACUGGACCUACGUGUCUGCAGUUCACACUGAGGGAAACUAUGGGGAGAGCGGCAUGGAGGCCUUCAAGGAGCUGGCCUCUCAAGAGGGCCUGUGCAUCGCCCACUCGGACAAGAUCUACAGCAACGCCGAAGAGAAACAUUUUGAUCGCCUUUUGGGGAAACUAAAGGAACGUCUGCCCAAAGCUCGUGUGGUGGUGUGUUUCUGCGAGGGCAUGACGGUCCGUAAUCUUCUGAUGGCUAUGAGGCGACAAAGGGUGCGUGGGGAAUUCCUCCUUGUUGGCAGCGAUGGAUGGGCUGACCGUUACGAAGUGGUGGAGGGUUACGAGGAGGAGGCGGAGGGAGGCAUCACCAUGAAGCUGCAGUCGGAGGUCGUGAAGUCCUUCGACGACUACUACCUGAAGCUGCGUCUCGACAAGAACACCAGGAACCCCUGGUUCGCUGAGUUCUGGCAGUAUCGAUUCCAGUGUCGCCUUCCGGGGCAUCCGCAGGAAAACAAGAACUACAAAAAAGUCUGCUCUGGAAACGAGGGCCUGCAUGAAAACUAUGUUCAAGACAGUAAGAUGGGCUUCGUCAUCAACGCCAUCUACGCUAUGGCUCAUGGCCUCCACGAUAUGCACGAGGAGCUGUGCCCGGGCCAGACGGGACUCUGUGAGGCGAUGGAUCCGAUUGAUGGCAGCAAGCUGCUGGACUACCUGCUCAAGACGUCCUUCAGAGGAGUGUCAGGGGAGGAAAUUUACUUUGAUGAGAACGGAGACACCCCAGGCAGGUAUGACAUCAUGAAUCUCCAGAAUGUGGGUGACGAACGCUUCGACUACAUAAACGUAGGGUCCUGGCAUGAAGGCAUCCUUAACAUCGACGACAACAAGCUGUGGAUGAACAGCAGCGAGAUGGUUCGCUCGGUCUGCAGCGACCCCUGCUCCAAGGGACAGAUAAAGGUGAUAAGGAAAGGUGAAGUGAGCUGCUGUUGGAUUUGCACGACCUGCAAGGACAAUGAGUAUGUUCAAGAUGAGUUUACCUGCAAGGCCUGUGAGCUGGGAUGGUGGCCCGACGAAUAUCUCGCAGGCUGCCAGCCCCUGCCUCUGAAGUAUCUUGACUGGGCCGAUGUGGAAUCCAUCGUCGCAGUUGUUUUCUCCUGCGUUGGCAUCCUGAUCACCUCCUUUGUCACCUUCAUAUUCAUCCAGUACCGCGACACGCCUGUGGUUAAAUCCUCCAGCAGGGAACUCUGUUAUAUCAUCUUGGCAGGCAUAUUCUUGGGCUACAUCUGUCCGUUCACAUUAAUCGCUCGUCCCACCGUCGCCUCCUGCUACCUGCAGAGACUCUUGGUAGGCCUCUCUUCUGCCAUGUGCUACUCUGCUCUGGUGACUAAAACAAACCGAAUUGCUCGUAUUCUGGCUGGCAGCAAGAAGAAGAUCUGCACCAGGAAACCGCGCUUCAUGAGUGCCUGGGCCCAGGUCAUCAUUGCCUUUAUGCUUAUCAGCGUGCAGCUAACUCUUGAGAUAACGCUCAUCAUUCUGGAGCCUCCCGAGCCCAUCAAAUCGUACCCAAGCAUACGUGAGGUCUACCUCAUCUGCAACACCAGCAACGUAGGCAUGGUGGCGCCGCUGGGCUACAACGGCCUGCUUAUCAUGAGCUGCACCUACUAUGCCUUCAAGACGAGGAACGUCCCUGCCAAUUUCAAUGAGGCCAAAUAUAUUGCCUUUACAAUGUACACUACCUGCAUCAUCUGGCUUGCCUUCGUGCCAAUCUAUUUCGGCUCCAACUACAAGAUCAUAACCACGUCUUUCUCCGUCAGCCUGAGUGUAACGGUAGCGCUGGGGUGCAUGUUCACGCCCAAGAUGUACAUUAUCAUCGCCAAACCAGAGAGAAACGUCCGAAGCGCCUUCACCACAUCUGACGUGGUGCGAAUGCACGUCGGCGACGGGAAGUCUGCGGCUCAGUGCGGGAGCAACAGCUUCCUUAACAUGUUCCGUCGGAAGAAGGCGAUUUCCGGAAAUGCCAAUUCUAAUGGCAAGUCUGUGUCAUGGUCUGAAUCAGGUCCCAGACACCCUCCGAGGGGGGGGAAUGUGUGGCACAGACUGUCUGUGCAUGUGAGGAAACAGGAAGCCGGCUCGAAUCAGACAGCGGUCAUCAGGCCCCUAACUAACACCCCCGACCCCCACAGUUGUGAGCCCUCCACCGGCAACCAUGGCACAGACCCCCAACCUCCACAGGACACGCCUGGCACCAAGCCUCCGUGCAAUAAGGCGGAAGACGACGACCAGGGGGAUGCACAGCGCCCCCUCUGGACUCCGACUUGCUCGGAACAGACGCAACAAGGACUGGAAUUUGAUUUAGAUGAGCCGGCUUCUAAUUUGCCCUCCGACUUGACACGCCCCACCCACGAGUGCUUGCAGGAGGCGUUGUUGAACACGCACAGCUCUCACGUCCCUGCACUAAAAAGCCGCACUUCCUUUGAGCAAAUUCCUGCCAAUGAGCCUUUGAGCCUGACACCCUCUCAGUUUCCUUCAGACCCAAGACUGGGGGAAUUUGAGGACGAAGGGUCUGAGGAUGAGGAGCUGGACCUUUUGCACAGCUACAUUUACGACGCCAAGGAGGAGGGGGAGGGGGAUGAAGGAGAAGGUGAGGAUUUAACUCCAAAUAAGACCAUUCUGGAAGAUUCUCUGGCUCUGUCACCCCCCUCCCCUUUCAGAGACUCGCUGUGUUCAGGGGAUUCGGCGAACGGCUCCCCCAUCAUCGAUUCCAUGCUCGGUAGCUCGGUCUACACUUCAAAUAUCCUCCAAAACUUUGCACACAGCUCCUCAACACUGUGAGAGCAGAGCCGGCAAAGUCAAUAGACAUUUCUUUAGAAACAUCCAGAUACAAAACAACUUUUCAAAUUUUUCAUUAAGUGAUUUGCUAGCUUGAGUUUAUUUCUUUUAUUCGUAGGUGAGUUAAAAAAAAAAAGAGAAGCUUAAGG